Aplysia californica (California sea hare) is the source of this 10646-nucleotide messenger RNA. RefSeq names its product fibrillin-1. Lineage: Eukaryota; Metazoa; Mollusca; Gastropoda; Aplysiida; Aplysiidae. The record is from RefSeq and is a predicted model, not a curated record. Gene Ontology annotation, molecular function: scavenger receptor activity.
CUCUCUCUCUCUCUCUCUCUCUCUCUCUCUCUCUCUCUCUCUCUCUCUCUCACACUUUUAUACUUCUAUCCUCAGGUCAAAGAGAACAAGGCUUGCAACGAGACCAAACAAUGCGUGGACUUCGCCAUCUGCCACUCCAGUGACCCGGACAAGCCCUUUGAAGACUUCUGCACGUGUAUCGACGGCUACUACCCCAUGGACGGUUACUGCCACAAGCAGAUCGAUGCCGGUCUGGCCUGCAACGAUACCAUACAGUGCACGGACAAUGCCGUUUGCCGAGACAAAGGAUCGCGGGGCAGUGUUUGCGAGUGCGGCAGCGAUUACUAUCAAUCUUUCGGGAAGUGCAACCCCCUGGUCCCGGCCGAUCUGCCGUGUAAAACUACGGAGAUGUGUACCCAUAAUGCAACCUGUGUGCCGGAUGUGCCGGAGAGUUUAUGCCGCUGCAAUCCGACUUUUUACAAAGAGCUCGGCAGGUGCCGCCGCGAAAUCGACGCCGGGUCGGAGUGCAACGGUACUGAACAGUGCACGUCCGACUCCAAGUGUGUGAUGAACGCCACGACCGGUGCGAAAGAGUGCGUGUGCAACCUGCCUCACUACAACGAAGACGGCGAGUGUUUAGCGGAUAUUCCCGCGGGCAUCAACUGCGAUGCGAGUUAUAAAUGUACGACCCAUGCUUACUGUGAGUUCAACGGGUUUAUCCUGGUUUGCAAGUGCUACCCGGAGUACUUCGAGCAGGGAGGGUACUGUGUGAAGAGGAAGAAUGUGACGUCACCGUGCACGGCGCCUGGUCAGUGUAUCAUUGGCGCGGAGUGCGGCUUGGUCAACGGUCGAGCGGAGUGUAUGUGUAAGCCCCAGUAUUAUAGAGAGGACCUGACUUGUGUGAAGAGGGUCCCCCCCGACCAGGAAUGUUCUGACGUUGGACAGUGCGUGAAGGACGCUGAGUGCGAUUUGAGCUCAGUUGCUGCUGCUUCUUCUUCUUCCUCCUCCUCCUUAUCUUCUUCCUCCUCCUCCUUAUCUUCCUCCUCCUCCUCCUCCUCGUCCUCCUCAUCUGUCGGCGGUAGUAGCACAGGUGUUUGCAAGUGCGAUGAAGGCUUCUACAUGAACGGCGACUCAUGCGAGAAGCUGAUCGAGGCGGGGAACGAGUGUGUUGUGGAGGGCUCGUGUAUCCCCGACGCCGAGUGCUCACCGGUUCCCGGGGGGAGAGUCUGCCUCUGCCGGCCCCAGUUCUAUCAGGAAGGCUCGCAGUGCGAGCGAAGAAUCAACGCGACCAACCCCUGCGUGAGAAAAGACCAAUGCGUGGCGAACGCCGAGUGCGUGAAGGAUAACGAGAACAUGUUCGGACCGCUAGCCACGAUGUCUUGUCAGUGCAAGGAGGGCUUCUACACGUCCGGACAGCUGCAAUGCGAGCCUGUGAAGAACGCCUCCGUGCCGUGCUCAGAAGUAGGUCAGUGCAUCCCCGGCGCUGAGUGCAUGGGCCAGCCCGGCCGUGAGGUAUGCACGUGCGUGGAAGAUUUCUACCAGGACGGGAAUCUGUGCUACCGGCUGAAGAACGCCAGCCUCCCGUGUUCGAAUCUCGGACAGUGUAUCCCCAGCGCCGAAUGCCUCGGGUUUUCUCCGUCCGUCAACGGAACCUGCACCUGCAGAACUGGAUUUUAUCAGGACGGGCUGGAGUGCCAAGACCUCAAAAACGCCAGCACACCUUGUGAAGGCAGCGAGCAGUGUAUCUUUGGAGCUAAAUGUCGUGCUGUAGGAAGGAAAAUGCUUUGCGUGUGCGAUGCGGGUUAUUACGAAGACGGUAGCCACCUGUGUCAAGAUCUCAUCAACGCGAGUCUACCUUGUAGCGGACCUGGACAGUGCAUCUCCGGCGCCAGCUGUGUGUCAAGUGUGGGCGACCUUGGACUUGACCUUGACCCCUUGACCUCCUCUUGUGAGUGCGACCUAGAUUUCUACGAGGACGUCAACAAUCUUUGUCAACCUCUAGUCAACGCGAGCUCUCCUUGCUAUGAGGACAGGGAGUGUAUCGUGGGUGCCGACUGCAAGCCAGACGGGACUGGAACCCGAACCGUCUGCACGUGUAGGCAGGGGGUUUAUUACGAGGACGAGUUGAAUAUUUGUCGGCCCCUCAUCAACGCGAGCGACCCUUGCCGGGAAGUAGGUCAGUGUAUAUUCGGCGCCGAGUGCGAGAGAGACAGAAGGACGGGGCAGCUGGAGUGUGAAUGCCAGGCCGGGUUUUACGAGGAUCCGACCGACCAGUCGUGCAGGGAGCUGAAGAACACCUCGAUGACCUGCCAGUGGGAUGACCAGUGCGUGGACGGGGCCAGGUGUGUGGUGGAGGACAACAACGACGGCGGACUGACCGCUACCUGCCGGUGUAACCAGCUGCUGUAUUACGACGACGGGCUGCUGUGUCAGAGCCGCAUCAACGCCACGCAGCCGUGCUCGGAGAGCGGUCAGUGUAUACAGGGAGCGGCGUGCAAGCCUACUUCUAUCCCCACCACCAGCGUCGUCGUCGUCGUCCCGGGUUCGAAUCUCGUUUGUCAGUGCGAGGACGGGUUCUACGAGGAGGGUUUGUUGUGUCAUCCGCUGAAGAACGCCUCGGAAUCCUGCUCGGCCAAAGGUCAAUGUGUUGCGGGGGCGGAGUGUAAAGGUGAGGUUGGCGACGCGAGGUGCACGUGUUUAGAGGAUUUUUAUCAGGACGGUCCGACUUGCGAGCCGCUGAAAAACGCGACGUUCCCUUGCGAGGACACUCGAGAGUGCAUCCGAGAAGCGAGGUGCGAACUGGAGUCCUUCGGCAUGAAGUCGUUUUGUCAGUGCAGGAAGGGAUACUACGAGGAAGAUCAGGCGUGUCGGGUGGUGAAAAAUGCAACGGUUCCUUGUUAUGACGUAGGCCAGUGUAUCGACGGGGCGGAGUGCGUCAUGAACGUGACGUCACAGGUGAUGACGUGCGACUGUCUGAGCUCUCACUACCGAGACGGUUUGCGGUGUUUCCCGUUGAUCAACGCGUCACGGGACUGUACGGCCGAGGGCCAGUGCGUACCCGGUGCGGAGUGUGUGCCCCUCGCAGACCCGAUGGUGACCGGCGAUAACAUUAUUAUGCAAAUGAGAUGCGAAUGCCUCCAGGGCUUCUACCAGAACGGAGACCUGUGCAGUCCCCUCAUCAACGCCACCGACCCGUGCACGGGUCAAGGUCAGUGUAUUUUUGGCGCAGAGUGCGGCGGAGUUGGAGGCGGUGCUGCCUCCCGCACGGCCAUCACUUCGGGAAAUCCCGCUGUGACGCCACAGGGGAAUUCCCUGAUGACGUCGUUAUCGGGAAACCCCGGUAUAGUCUGCGAGUGCGUAGAAGGGUUUUACGAGGAAAUGGAGAUUUGCAAGCGUCUGAAGAACGCGAGUGACGAGUGCUCUAAAGAUUACGAGUGCCUAGAGGGCGCCAAGUGUCUGAGACCCUGGGACGCACAAACGUGCAUGUGUGUUGGGGAGUACUUUCAGUACGAUAGAAUCUGUAAGAAGUACGUCAACGCUACGGAUCCGUGCGAUGACAAGGACAUGUGCAUCGAAAACGCCGUCUGCCUCAAGAAUCGCUUGGGGGAAUCGUUCUGCAGGUGUACGGACGAUUACUACUCGGAAAACGAAGUGUGUCGUAAGAGAAUCGAUGCCGGUCUGCUGUGCGAAAAGAACGGCACCUGCAUCUUGGGCGCAGAAUGCUCCACCGAUAACAUUUGCUCCUGCGUGGAAGGUUUUUACCAAGAGGGCUUGGAUUGUCUCCCCCUGAUUAACUCGUCCCUCCCCUGUGACGUCACAGAGCACUGUGUCGCGAACGCCGACUGCGCAGGGAGCCCGCCCGAGUGCCGAUGUCGCCCGGGAUUCUUCGAGACGAACGGCAAGUGUAAAAAGAGUAUCGAUGCCGGCGACAACUGCGAUCGCCCCGGGACGUGCACCGAUUACGCCGAAUGUGACGUCAACGGGGGGAACAUCUGCGUCUGCUUCGAGGGCUACUACGAAGAGACGGGGGACUGCAAGAAGAGGGUCUUGCCGGAGGAGGCGUGUUCAGAUUUCGGGCAAUGCGUCACCAACGCCGAGUGCGAUUUGAGAGAUCUGGUGUGUAAGUGCGAGCCUGGGUUCUACACGUACAUGGGUCAGUGCAACCCAAAGAGAGAUGCCGGGGAGAGGUGUGAGAUGACCAUUCAGUGUACUGACCACGCCAGAUGCGCGGUGGACACUUCUGACGUCUGCGAAUGUCUCCCGGACUUUUACCAAGACGGAACGCGCUGCGUGCCCCGGGUCAAGGUCGCAGCUGCGUGUAACUCCACCUUGCAAUGUGUAGCUAACGCUUUGUGUGACACUGGGGCAGCGAAUGCGGACUCUUCUGUCGCCUGCGCGUGUCGGGAAGGCUUCUACACCAAAGAUGGCCGCUGCUAUGACGUGAUAGAGGCCGAAAAACCUUGUGAAGUCGGCCUAGUGGCUCAGUGCGUGGAGAAUGCGGAGUGUGACGCGGCCUCCAGCCUGUGUAAGUGUGACGUGGGCUUUUAUAACGACUCAGGUGGCGCGUGCAGACAGCUCGUUCCUCACGGCGGAUCGUGUGAGCGGACAAGAGAGUGCGUGGCGAACGCCAACUGCUCCAGGGCGAGUCUCCUGUGCGAGUGUCUUCCCAGGUUUUACCACGACGACAAGGGGGAGUGUCGGAAGCUGAUAGAGGUCACCGGAACUUGUAACACGUCACGUCAGUGUGUGUACAACGCCAGCUGUGACGUAGACCUCAACGAGUGUUUGUGUGACGUGGGCUUCUACGAGUCUUACGGUCAGUGCGAAACUCUGAUUGACGUGGGAAACGCUUGCAACUAUACUGCACAAUGCACUUUCAACGCCAACUGCUCGAGCGCGACAGGCGAGUGCCAGUGCGAGUAUGACCAUUACAGUAAAGACGGAAAAUGUCGGGAUCGGGUCACCGCAAAAGACCCUUGCUCGGACUCUCGACAAUGCACGCAUAACGCCGUAUGCUCUCCUCUAACCAACCGCUGCGACUGCGUCACUGGUUACUAUGACGACGCGUUUGGAUUUUGCGUUGAUCUCCUAAACACGGGACGCUCGUGCAACGAGUCCAGACAGUGCACGUUUAACGCCAGCUGCUCCACCAUCACCCAGACGUGUGAAUGUGACGUGGGCUACUACAGAAAUGACAGACUCGGAUGUUCCGAGUUGGAAAAAGCGGAAUCCCCGUGCGAGGAAACGAGACAAUGUACCUUUAAUUCUGACUGCGUCAUCACAUUCCCGUAUGGGGAUAAACUUUGCAAGUGCAGAAAAGAUUUUUACGAAAACGACGGCAAGUGCCCAGAACUCGUUCCCGCCUCGGGGAAAUGCAACACGAGUCGCCAGUGUACUCACAACGCUUCGUGCGACUCGGCCUCCGGAGUUUGCCGGUGUCUUCCGGACUUUUACGAGGACGAUUCGGGCGGCUGCAGGCGGUUGUUGCGUUCCGGCGUGGCGUGCAACGUCACGAAACAGUGUGUCCGAAACGCCAAUUGUAAGGGGGACCCGGCUCGGUGUGAGUGUCUACCGGGCUUUUUCUACGAUCAGGGUUUGUGCACCGAUUUGUAUAAAGUUGACGAGAGGUGUAACAACACGAACCAGUGCGUGAGCCAUGCCGAGUGCGCUUGGAGCUUCCCGCUCGGCCGAGUGUGUAAAUGUAAGGCGGACUACUACAACCAGAGCGGUACCUGCUUGAAGAAAGUCGAGGCUGGGUUCGAUUGUUCGGAGACUCGGCAGUGCACGAAUCACUCGAUUUGUUCGACGAGUUCGAAUACAUGCGAGUGUUUGUCCGAUUACUAUAACGAUACGGGUGGGUGCGUGGAGCGAAUACCCGCCGAAGGGAGGUGUGAGAAGGAUUACCAGUGCACUCACAAUGCUGCGUGUGAUGAGAAAGGCGUCUGCGCGUGCGCGAUGGACUACUACAACACCACAGCUGGGGAGUGUGUGAAGAGAGUGAAAGCGGAAGAGGACUGUCUCAAUACUCACCAGUGUACUCAUUUCGCGGUUUGUGACCGAUACACCGAUACUUGUAAAUGCCUUCCCGAUUACUACAACCAGUCCGGGGAAUGUCUGAAAAGAAUCGGUGCCAACGAGAACUGUGAAGAAACUCAUCAGUGCACUUGGAACGCGAUGUGCAGUGGAGUCGGGGUUUGUGAGUGUUUGGAAAACUUUUAUAACGAGACCGGGGUGUGUAAGGAGAGGGUGGUCGUGAACGGUCGCUGUUCGAACACUCAGCAGUGCACACAGUACAGCGAGUGUGACGAGACGCUGAGCGUGUGUAAGUGCCUUCCGGACUUUUACAACACAUCAGGCGUGUGUGUCAAGCGUGUAGAGGUGGACAGCACGUGUCAGAGGUCACACCAGUGCACGCAGUUCGCCACGUGCGAGUUCCCGGGGUUGUGCAAAUGCCUGCCUUCCUACUACAAUGACACGGGUUUGUGCGCGGAAAGAGUUCCGGUCCAGCAGCCAUGCGACAGGUCUCACCAGUGCACGGCUCAUGCCUUUUGCUCCUCGUCCGGACAUUGCGAGUGCGACCCGGACCACUACAACUCUACGGGGACGUGCGAGAAGAGAAGCGAAGUGGGCGGGGCUUGUGACUUCUCCCACCAAUGCACCGCCCACUCGACGUGCGAUCCCGUUUUGGAAACGUGCCAGUGCGAGCCGAGCUAUUACAGCGAACUGGGAAGAUGUGUUUCUCGUAAGGUCGUGGAUGAGAAGUGUUUCGGCACUCACCAGUGCACGCGCAACGCAAGCUGUGUGCUCCUCACGUGCAAGUGUGACCAGGAGUUCUACAACCAAUCAGGCGCCUGCAUGCCACGCGUGGGGGCGGAGCGAGCCUGUGAGACCACCCACCAGUGCACGAGCCACGCCUCUUGCGACCCGCUGACGUCACUGUGUAAAUGUCACCACGAGUUCUUCAACGAGACCGACGGAGCGUGCAAGAAAAGAGUUCCAGUCGGCGAGCCGUGUGGAGAGGGCUACGAGUGCACCCACAACGCCCUCUGCUCCGCCACAUCCGGGACAUGCGAGUGUGAGCACAAGUACUAUGACGAGUUUGGGUUGUGCAGAGAAAGGGUCAACGCUUCGGGCGACUGCAGACAGUCGUACCAGUGCACGCAUUUCUCCUUCUGCGACAAGUUCUCAGACACGUGCACGUGUGUGCCGGAGUACUACAACCAAUCGGGACAGUGCCUGCCUCGCAGGAAAUCCGGGGAACCUUGCGAUUUCACCCACGAGUGCACGCACCACGCAGAUUGUGAUGACGUCAGAGGCGUGUGCGAGUGCCACGCGAACUAUUACGACAUGUCCGGUUUGUGUUUGGAUAAAAAAGCGGCCGGGAUGAAGUGUGAGAGAACGGAUGAGUGUACGAAGAACGCGUUCUGCGACAGCGACUCGAGUACGUGCAGGUGUCUGAAGGAGUUCUACAAAGAGCAAGGGCAGUGCUUAGAGCGCGUGCCCGUGGAGGUGAACUGCCGCGGUUCGUACCAGUGCACGCACAACGCGACCUGCUCCAAGCUGGAAGACGUGUGCAAAUGUCUGCCGGAGUUUUUCCACCGGUCCGGGCGGUGCUUCGAUCGCGUGGCCGCCAGAGAGGCGUGUAACGCGACUGAGGAGUGCACACAACACGCGCUCUGCGACCUCGACACGCGCACGUGCGAGUGUGAGUUUCAUUACUUCAACGAUAGCGACGGGGCGUGUCGGGAGAGGAUCCAGGCCAAAAAGCCGUGCUGGGACUCUUACAAAUGUACUCACAACUCGGUGUGCGACCGUGAGAGCAGCACGUGCGAGUGUGAGCACGAGUUCUAUAACGAUACGUCAACGGGGAUGUGCGUGAAGAGGAAAAAGGCCAACACGCGGUGCUCGGAAAGCUUCGAGUGUACUCACGAUUCCACGUGCGACGAGCUCACGGCGAGGUGUCUGUGCCUGGAAUCCUUCUACAACACAACGGACGGCGAGUGCAGGCAGCGUGUCAACGCGUCACAGCCGUGUAGCGCUACACACCAGUGUACACACUUCGCCGCCUGCUCUGACGUCACGGGGACCUGCGAGUGCGCCGACUCGCACUACAACGAGGGCGGACUGUGUCGGAGCCGAGUGCCCGUCGCGAAUACCACGAGCAUCGGAGGGGGCUGUGAGCAGUCGUACCAAUGCACGCGCGACGCUGUGUGCGAGCCGUACUCGAGACGCUGUGUCUGCCUGCCAAGCUUCUACAACGAGUCCGGAGCGUGUAAAGAAAGAUCUGCGUCGGGCGAGUAUUGUAGAGAGGACUACCAAUGCGUUCAGAACGCGACCUGCAACCUGUUGGCCCGAAAAUGUGAGUGUUUACACGGUUUCUAUGACGACGCCGGGGGUUUCUGCAAAAAGCGGAUCGACGCAGGAGAGCCGUGCGAUGAAACGAAACAAUGCACGUUCAAUUCCCGGUGUGCGUUGAACGGGGGUGCUGCCACUGGGGGUGGGGCCAUGUCCUGUCGUCAGGUGUGCCGAUGUCUGGGCGAGUACUUCGACGCCGGCGGCUCAUGUGUGGAGAAGAUCCCGGCCGGCGGACUGUGCUCGGCCCCUGGUCAGUGCGCUGGUCACUCGAAGUGUGACGUCAGCACUGCGCGGUGCACGUGCCUGCCCGAGUACUUCAACGACCAGGGGGUGUGCAGGGAGAGGGUGAGGGCCGGGAAGUUCUGCGACAACUUCGGACAGUGUAUCGCCAACGCCGAGUGUGACGUCGACUCGUACAUGUGCGCCUGCGAAUCCGAUUAUUUCCGAAGCGGAGAGCGGUGCGAGAGGAGAAUCGAUGCCGGUUCCGCGUGUCGGAAUCGGGGUGAGUGUGUUCGCUUCGCGGAGUGCGAUCUCACGGAGAAGGUUUGCGCGUGCGGGAGUGAGCGCUACAACAACAACGGCGCGUGCGAGCCGCGGCUGAGAGCAGGGGAAGCGUGCACAGGGCUGAACCAGUGCAUCCGACACGCCGAGUGUGACGUCACCGCAACGACGACGACGACGACGCCUACGUGUGUCUGUGACGUGGGCUUCUUCAACGAGAGCGGGGGCUGCUUCGAGCUGUUGGACCACGGAACCGAGUGCGUGAGAGAGGGCCAGUGUACGUUCGACUCCUCCUGCGAGUUUGUGUCUAAGUACGUGAAGAACUGCGUGUGCCGGGACGGGUUCUUCGUGGAGGACGGCAAGUGCAGGGAGAGGAUUGGCGCCAAGAAAAGGUGCCGCGUCUUCGGCCAGUGCGUGGCUAACGCGGAGUGCUCGUCCGCCAGCGGGCUUUGCGAGUGUGAUGAUGGUUAUUACGUCAAUGAUACGUCGUCGUCCUUUGGCACGUGCGUGGAGCACGCCUAUUGUGACGACAGUGCGUUUUGCCAGUGUGGCGACGGCUACUUCAACUGGAGGGGAGAGUGCAGGGUCAUCGUCAGGCCGAACGAACCGUGUGACGUCACAGAGGACCAGUGCGUGGCGCAUGCGCGGUGCGUGGAUGCUGCAGUAGCCUUCACCUCCUCGGGCGCCAUCUGCUCGUCUGCCGAGGGCUGGACCUGCCAGUGUGAGGACGACUUCUACCGUGACCUCGACGACCUUUGCAAGAUGAGGGUCAAGGCCGGUCGCAACUGUUCUGCCCUGGGUCAGUGUGUGGCCUUCGCCGAGUGUGACCUUGACAAGAGUCAGUGUGUGUGUGAUGAGGAGUACUACAGGGAUGACCAGGGCACGUGCCAGCGUAGAUUCAACGCUGGGAACCCUUGCUCCGCCCUCGGCCAGUGCAUCCAGCACGCGGAGUGUGACGUCACCACGAGUCAGCGCUGCACGUGCGACGCGGACUUCUUCGCAGACGAGGCGGGCUCGUGUCGCGAGCGGCGGAGGGCGGGGCGAGAGUGCUGGGGGCGGGGCCAGUGCGUGGCCCACGCGGCGUGCAACACGGCGACGGGCUACUGCGACUGCGAGCGCGGUUACUAUAACGACGCCGGCGUGUGCCGCACUCUCGUGGCUGCCGGGGAGCCGUGCCGCUCGACCAAUCAGAGCGAGUUCUACAACGCGCGGGGUGUGUGUGUGGAGAAGGAGCAGCCGGGGUCAAAGUGCACGAGCUUCGGCCAGUGUGUGGCGAGGGCCCGCUGUAGCCCGAUGAGGGGCGUGUGCGAGUGUGAGGAGGGAUUCUUCCAGGCCCGGCUGCCAGUGAUCCCAGAGACCGGCAAAGGUGUCACGGCGGCUGAAUUACCUGUCAUCGUCAUAGCAUCAGCCAUUGUGGCCUCCCUCUUCUUCUUGUUCCUCUUGUGCGCAUUGUGCUUGAUCCUUUUCCGACGCAAAAAGCAACGAAAAAAUCUGGACGACACAAUGAGCACCAUAUCGGACUCUGCCAGCACCACCAGCACCCUGAAACCCCCUCGGCCGUACUUGGGCUACGCCGUGCCGUUCUACAUGCCACCACCCCCGUCCAUCACAAGUGGGCAGACCCCGGCCUCCGAGCUAGCCUUGGAGUUUUACAAGCGACCGCAGAAAAGCAACGGGGUCAACGACCAUGACGUCAUCAGUGCCUCCAUGCAGCUGGAUGACGAGGAUGUGUGAAUGUGACGAUGGCGGCUAGUACAAAAUACUGUUUGGCUGUUGUUGUUUUUUUACAUUGGCUGUUUUGAUUCUGUUAC